CUGGAACCUGGAUAUCGCGCGAGGCAAGCUGCGCGCGGGCGGGCGGGCUAUGGCGCAGGCGGGUUGCGGGGCCGGCGCUGGUGGCGGGGCCCGGUGCAUGGCGGUCUGUCGGCGGAGUCGCCCUCGGGGGCUGUCAGGGAUGCCAUGAAUAACCUUGGACUGUGCCGUUUUUACACAUGUACAUCUGCCUGUAGACUAGACAUGAAAUUGCUGGGUUGGCUGAUUUGUGACCCAGAAGGAAGUCUUCGACCUCAGCUGUGGCUCCCGGUGCUGGCCAGAAGCCAACUUCAUGUCUGAGCGCACGAGCAGCAGUUUGCCAUGGAGAGCUUGGGGCUGCAGACGGUGACCCUCAGUGAUGGGACGACGGCCUACGUCCAGCAAGCUGUCAAAGGGGAGAAGCUGCUUGAAGGGCAGGUGAUCCAGCUCGAGGAUGGGACUACGGCAUACAUUCACCAAGUGACGGUGCAGAAAGAACCUCUUUCCUUUGAGGAUGGACAGCCUGUGCAGCUGGAAGAUGGCAGCAUGGCCUACAUACACCACACACCCAAAGAGGGCUAUGACCCCAACGCCCUGGAAGCCGUCCAGCUGGAAGACGGCUCCACUGCCUACAUUCACCACCCUGUGGCUGUGCCGUCAGACAGCACCAUCCUGGCCGUGCAGACAGAGGUGGGCUUGGAGGACCUAGCCGCAGAGGAUGACGAGGGCUUCAGCACAGACACAGUGGUGGCCCUGGAGCAGUAUGCCAGCAAGGUGAGCUUGCAGAGCCUGACGCUGCCCAUCAACUCUCUUGACUCUGCCAAAACAGCCACCUCUCUAGAGGACAAGGUUCUGCACGACAGCCAGGCUCCCCAUAAUGGCAAAGGGCAGCAAGUUGGAGACAGAGCAUUCCGCUGUGGCUACAAGGGCUGCGGGCGUCUCUACACCACUGCUCAUCACUUAAAGGUACAUGAAAGAGCUCAUACUGGUGACCGUCCAUACAGGUGUGAUUUCCCCAGCUGCGGAAAGGCCUUUGCCACAGGUUAUGGACUGAAGAGCCACGUGCGCACCCACACUGGUGAGAAGCCAUACAAGUGCCCAGAGGAGCUGUGCAGCAAGGCCUUCAAGACCUCGGGAGACCUGCAGAAGCACGUCCGGACCCACACCGGUGAACGCCCAUUCCGGUGCCCCUUCGAGGGCUGCGGCCGCUCCUUCACCACAUCUAAUAUCCGCAAGGUACAUGUGCGCACCCACACGGGCGAGCGGCCCUACACCUGCCCCGAGCCCCACUGUGGCCGUGGCUUCACCAGCGCCACCAACUACAAGAAUCACGUGCGCAUUCACACAGGGGAGAAGCCAUACGUUUGCACGGUGCCAGGCUGCGGGAAGCGCUUCACCGAGUACUCGAGCCUGUAUAAGCACCAUGUGGUGCACACACACUGCAAGCCCUACACCUGCAGCACCUGCGGCAAGACCUACCGGCAGACCUCCACCCUGGCCAUGCACAAGCGCAGUGCCCACGGCGAGCUGGAGGCCACGGAGGAGAGCGAGCAGGCCCUUUAUGAGCAGCAGCAGCUCGAGGCCGCCUCUGCAGCCGAGGAGAGCCCGCCACCCAAACGACCCCGCAUUGCUUACCUUUCGGAGGUGAAAGAAGAGGGUGAUGACAUCUCAGCCCAAGUGGCCAUGGUGACAGAGGAAGAUGGGGCCCCCCAGGUGGCUCUCAUCACUCAGGAUGGUGCCCAGCAGGUCAGCCUGUCCCCAGAAGAUUUGCAGGCCCUGGGGAGUGCCAUCAGUAUGGUGACACAGCAUGGCAGCACCACCCUCACCAUCCCCAGUCAUGACGAUGACCUUGCCACAUCUGGCACACAUACAGUCACCAUGGUCAGCGCUGAUGGCACCCAGACGCAGCCCGUCACAAUCAUUACCUCCGGGGCUGUGGUGGCCGAGGACUCAAGUGUAGCAUCCCUUCAUCAUCAACAGGUGGCGCUGUUGGCCACAGCCAACGGAACACACAUUGCUGUGCAGCUGGAGGAGCAGCAGACCUUAGAGGAGGCCAUCAGCGUGGCCACUGCUGCCAUGCAGCGGGGGGCCGUGACCCUGGAGACCACAGAGUCAGAGAGCGGCUGCUGAGCCCAAGAGAGCUGAUUCCCACACCAUGUUGGAGGAGGUGCUAUGCCUCACCGGCAUGCUUGCCUCCAAGAGCCCAGGCUGUGGCUGACGCAUGGAAGGUGGCCACGUAGGUCUCCAGGGCGAGAAGGCAGGAGGAAAACAGCCUAACAGAAGGCAACAGAGGCCUUGCCCAAGAGGAGAGUUGGACAUCUAGAAUCAGGGGAGUGUGUCAUGCUCAGGAGCUAAGGAGGACAAGCUUGAUCACCAGGCUGCACUCGGGCGUCCUCCCUUCAGAAUCAGCUGGACGCUCACUCUCCUCCCUCCAGGGAACACCCUUCCCGCCCUCAGUCCACUCCCCCUCUCAGGUGGCGACUGGGGCUGCUGUGAGGACUGGUCCUCCACUCUGACUGGUCACUGUCCAUCAGGCGAGAGGCAGGCAGCUCUUCAGCCCAGAAGGGGCAGAGUAGGCCCAGCCCUGCCCCUCCCAGCAAUAACCACCUCCCCGGAGGCCAGCUGAGAUGCCUGGCCACUUGGCAGCAGGGACUUUCUGCCACUGCAGUCAGAAUUGCUCAGGGGCUGGUCGCUGGAGAAAAGGUGCCCAGCACCCCUCCCCCCAGCUGCCCCGAAACCUCUCUGUGGCAGAGAGGCAAGGAGCAGCCUUGUACAUACUGGGGAUUGGGUUUAAUUUGUUUUGUUUUUUAAUUCCAUUUUGAUAAUUUUUUUUCCUGCUCUGGGCGGUGGUGGCAAAUGGGUGAAUGAGUAUUUAAUAAAAGUUCCAAGUUUCCAC
This is a messenger RNA of Equus caballus (horse), 2872 nucleotides long. RefSeq names its product zinc finger protein 76 (gene ZNF76). Gene Ontology annotation, cellular component: nucleus. Gene Ontology annotation, biological process: regulation of transcription by RNA polymerase II. The record is from RefSeq and is a predicted model, not a curated record. Gene Ontology annotation, molecular function: RNA polymerase II cis-regulatory region sequence-specific DNA binding; DNA-binding transcription factor activity, RNA polymerase II-specific. Lineage: Eukaryota; Metazoa; Chordata; Mammalia; Perissodactyla; Equidae.